UAUACUCUCAUACAAACCCACUCUUCUUCUUCGCAGAGUUUUAUUAAUUUCUCUUCGAAUUUAUCGUUUUCCUUUUGGGUAUUCGAUACUUGGUAUAUAUGGCGGAAGAAACUAAGGCACCCGCUCAAGAGACGCCGGCACAAGAAGUGGCGCCGGCGACGGCGCCGGUGCCGGAGGCCGCAGCUGAGGUUGUGGAGAAGGAGGCGACGCCGGAGCCGGAGCCUGAGAAGACGGCUGAGGAGGAGAAGGAGAAGGCUGCGGUUACGGAGUCGGGUUCGUUUAAGGAGGAGAGCAACAAGGUGGAGGAGCUUCCCAACCCGGAGAAGAAGGCGUUGGAUGAGUUUAAGGCGUUGGUUCAGGAGGCUUUGAACAACCACGACUUUACCGCUAAGCCUAAGGAGGAGGAGAAGAAACCCGCCGCCGCCGCCGCUCCGGUUGCGGAAGAGCAACCCAAGCCGGAGGAGGAUAAGAAAGAAUCCGAGGCUGCGCCGGAGCCGACCAAGGAAGCGCCUGUGUCGGAAGAGAAGAAAGACGCGGAAGCGCCGCCCAAGGCGGAGGAGGAGAAAAAGGAGGAGGUGAAAGAAACAGAGAAAGAGAUUCCACCGCCACCCACGGAGGCGCCGUCCGCCGAGCCUUCGGUGGUUGUCGAGAAACUCGAAGAAAAGGCCGCAACUCCGGCCGAGGUAAUCAAGGAGACCAUCGUCGAGGUGGCCGCAACGGAGGAACCCUCCACCGUCGAGCCCAAGGAAGAACCAAAGACCGAAGAAGUCGCCCCUCCGCCGCCGCCGCCGGUUCCAGAAGAGGUCUCCAUCUGGGGAAUCCCUCUCCUCGCCGACGAACGCAGCGACGUAAUCCUCCUCAAAUUUCUCCGGGCUCGCGAUUUCAAGGUAAAGGACGCCUUCGCCAUGCUCAAAAGCGUCGUCGCAUGGCGCAAGCAAUUCAAAUCCGACGACCUCCUAGAAGAAUCCGAGCUGGGACACGGCCUAGACAAGGUUGUCUACAUGCACGGCGUCGACAAAGAAGGCCACCCAAUCUGCUACAAUGCCUUCGCAGAGUUUCAGGACAAAGAAUUGUACCAAAGCACCUUCGCUGACAAGGAAAAGCUCAACAAUUUCCUGCGAUGGAGGAUUCAAUUCAUGGAGAAAUCCAUCAGGAAUCUUGAUUUCACCCCUGAAGGAAUCAACACCUUUGUUCAGGUCAUUGAUCUCAAGAACUCUCCCGGACUUUUCUUCUUCAAGAAAGAGUUCCGACAGGCCACCAACCGGGCCCUCCAGCUCCUCCAAGACAAUUAUCCUGAAUUUGUUGCCAAACAGGUAUUCAUUAAUGUUCCUUGGUGGUAUCCGGCCUAUUAUAAGAUGAUCAAUGCACUUUUCACCACAAGGACAAAGAGCAAGUUUGUCUUUGCAGGCCCUUCCAAAUGCGCCGAGACACUCUUCAAGUAUAUCGCCCCGGAGCAAGUACCUGUUCAGUAUGGCGGGCUUAGCAGAGAGGGCGAUUAUGAGUUCACCACUGGUGACCCUGCAACCGAGGACACUAUCAAGCCAACUUCCAAGCACACUAUUGAGUUCCCGGUUACUGAGAAGUGCACAUUGGUUUGGGAGGCGAGGGUGAUAGGUUGGGACGUGGCCUAUGGGUCCGAGUUCGUGCCUGCUGCUGAAGGCGCGUACACGAUCAUCGUAGAGAAAUCGCGGAAAAUUGGACCGGCUGAUGAGACGAUAAUCAGCAACAGCUACAAAACAGAUUGUGCAGGAAAGGUGGUGCUCACAUUUGACAACCAAACUUCCAAGAGGAAGAAGCUUCUCUAUAGGUCCAAGACCAAGGGCUCUGAUUGAAGAAAGGGACAAUUUCUUGUGGCUCUUCAAGCUCAAUCACAGUACAACUGGACUGCACAAUAAUUUGUUCAUUUAUAGAUUUUUACCCCCCUGUUUCAUAUUAAAUUUAGUGGUUAAGAGUUUGGGAUAUUUAUUUAAUAUUUGUUGGGAUUUUUUUUGUGAACAAUUGUUGGUGUUUUGACUGUUUGUGUGGUCUUUUGAUAUAAUGGGAAAAAGCAAGGAGAAUGGCUGGGUGAAAGGAGAACAUCAGUGACAGUGUAUACAGGGUUGUGUUAAUGUGGACAGAACUUUUUGAUAUUUUAGUUCAUACUUUUUUUUCUGGGAAA
Molecule: messenger RNA, 2158 nt
Organism: Ipomoea nil (Japanese morning glory)
Lineage: Eukaryota; Viridiplantae; Streptophyta; Magnoliopsida; Solanales; Convolvulaceae
Product: patellin-3-like
Exons: 4
Coding region: 99-1832 (577 amino acids)
Molecular function (GO): lipid binding
Source: RefSeq, a predicted model, not a curated record